This is a messenger RNA of Debaryomyces tyrocola, 351 nucleotides long. The record is from the annotation of a GenBank genome assembly. NCBI's taxonomy places the organism in Eukaryota, Fungi, Ascomycota, Pichiomycetes, Serinales, Debaryomycetaceae.
AUGUGUGAUUUAUUGUGGUCGGAUCCAGAAUAUGUUCCUGGAUGGGCAAUAUCACCACGAGGAGCAGGUUUCCUUUUUGGUGAGAAUGAGGUCAAUAAGUUCUUGCAGGUGAACGAUAUCUCUCUCAUUGCCAGAGCACACCAAUUGGUAAUGGAGGGAUAUAAGGAAAUGUUCAACCAAGGCUUGGUCACUGUGUGGUCUGCUCCUAACUAUUGCUAUAGAUGUGGUAACAUUGCCCUGGUUCUAACUAUAGACGACAAUCUAAAUCGUGAUUACAAAGUAUUCAAGGCUGCGUCUCAAGAUGUAACUGCUAUUCCAUCUAAAAAGCCACCGGUGGACUAUUUCAUAUAG